CUGCACCACCAGGGCCCCCGCAGCCUCUGCCAGGUCUGUGACGACAGGUUCCACAGCGCCAUGCACUAUGACGGCCAUGUCCGCUUCGACCUGCCCCCCCAAGGCUCCGUCCUGGCCCGGAACGUGUCCACACGCUCGUGUCCCCCCCGCACCAGCCCCGCAGUGGACUUGGAGGAGGAGGAAGAAGUCUGCGUGGAUGGCAAAGGGGAUCGGAGGGGCACGGGCCUGAAGCUGUCCAAGAAGAAGGCGAGGAGGAGACACACAGAUGACCCAAGCAAGGAAUGCUUCACCCUGAAGUUUGACCUGAGCGUGGCCGUGGAGACGGAGAUCGUGCCGGCCAUGAGGAAGAAGUCUCUGGGGGAGGUGCUGCAGCCAGUCUUCGAGAGAAAAGGCCUUUCGCUGGGCAAGACGGACAUCUACCUGGACCAGUCCAACACCCCACUGUCCCUCACCUUCGAGGCCUACAGAUUCGGGGGGCACUACCUGCGGGUCAAAGCCAAGCCAGGGGACGAGGGGAAAGUGGACCAGGGCGUGAAGGACGCCAAGUCCCUGAGCCUGCCAAUCCUGCGACCAGCCGGGGCAGGGCCCCCUGCCCCAGAGCGCAUGGACCCCCAGAGCCGCCGGGAGAGCCUGGACAUCCUGGCUCCGGGCCGCCGGCGCAAGAACAUGUCCGAGUUCCUGGGGGAGGCGAGCAUCCCUGGGCAGGAGCCCCCCGUGCCGUCCAGCUGCUCUCUGCCCAGUGACAGCUGGAAGAACCGGGCGGCCAGUCGCUUCAGCGGCUUCUUCAGCUCCAGCCCCAGCGCCGGCGCCUUCGGCCGGGAGGUGGACAAGCUGGAGCAGCUGGAAGGCAAGCUGCAUGCCUACGGGCUCUUCGGGCUGCCGCGACUGCCCCGGCGGCUACGCUUCGACCACGACUCGUGGGAGGAGGAGGAGGAUGAGGACGAGGAGGAGGACGAGGCCUGCCUGCGACUGGAGGACAGCUGGCGGGAGCUCAUUGACGGGCACGAGAAGCUGAGCCGGCGACAGAGCCACCAGCAGGAGGCCAUCUGGGAGCUCCUGCACACCGAAGCCUCCUACAUCAAGAAACUGCGGGUCAUCACCAACCUGUUCCUGUGCUGUCUUCUGAACCUGCAAGAGUCCGGGCUGCUGUGCGAGGUGGAGGCGGAGCGACUGUUCAGCAACAUCCCGGAGAUCGCGCGGCUGCACCGGCGGCUGUGGGCCAGCGUGAUGGCACCGGUGCUGGAGAAGGCGCGGCGCACGCGGGCCUUGAUGCAACCCUGCGACUUCCUCAAGGGCUUCAAAAUGUUCGGCUCGCUCUUCAAACCCUACACCCGGUAUUGCAUGGAGGAGGAAGGCUGCAUGGAGUACAUGCGGGGCCUGCUGCGCGACAACGACCUCUUCCGGGCCUACGUCACGUGGGCCGAGAAGCAUCAGCAGUGCCAGCGGCUGAAACUGAGCGACAUGCUGGCCAAGCCCCACCAGCGGCUCACCAAGUACCCGCUGCUGCUCAAGUCAGUGCUGAGGAAGACGGAUGAGCCGCGCACCAAGGAGGCUGUGGUCACCAUGAUCGACUCGGUGGAGCGCUUCAUCCACCACGUGAACGCGUGCAUGCGGCAGCGCCAGGAGCGCCAGCGGCUGGCGGCUGUGGGGAGCCGCAUCGACGCCUACGAGGUGGUGGAGGGCAGCAAUGACGAGGUGGACAAGCUCCUGAAGGAAUUCCUGCGUCUGGACCUGACGGCGCCCAUCCCUGGUGCCUCCCCGGAGGAGACACGUCAGCUGUUGCUGGAAGGAAGCCUGCGGAUGAAGGAGGGAAAGGACAGCAAGAUGGACGUGUACUGCUUCCUCUUCACGGACCUGCUCCUGGUGACCAAGGCAGUGAAGAAGGCCGAGAGGACCAAGGUCAUCCGGCCACCACUGCUGGUGGACAGGCUCGUGUGCCGGGAGCUCCGGGACCCCGGCUCCUUCCUCCUCAUCCACCUGAAUGAGUUCCACAGUGCCGUGGGGGCCUACACGUUCCAAGCCAGCAGCCAGGCUCUGUGCCGAGGCUGGGUGGAGGCCAUUUACAAUGCCCAGAACCAGCUGCAGCAGCUGCGCGCGCAGGAGCAGCCGGGGGGCCAGCCCAGCCUGCAAAGCCUGGAGGAGGAGGAGGAAGACGAGGAGGAGGAGGAAGAGGAGGACGGCGGAGAGAGCAGCGCCUCAGCUGCCAGUUCCCCCACCAUCCUGCGCAAAAGCACCCACAGCCUAGACUCCCAACACUGUGGCUCCGACGGCUCCACGGAGACCCUGGCCAUGGUAGUGGUGGAGCCUGGGGCGACCCCAUCGACUCCGGAAUUCGAGGGCGGCCCCUUCAGCUCCCAGUCCGACGAGACCUCCCUGGGGACCACCGCUUCGUCCAUCACGCCCACCAGCGAGCUGCUGCCGCUGGGGUCCACCGACGGGCGCUCCUGCUCCAUGGACUCGGCCUACGGCACCCUCUCCCCCUCUUCCCUGCAAGACUUUGGGGCCACAGCCCCCGGGGCGGAGCCAGCCUCCGUGCGCCCCGAGCUCCCCCAGGCCCCUUCCCCGCCCCCGUCGCCCCGCCGCUGCCGCCGCCGCCCCCCUGUCCAGUUGCCGCCGCCUUGCCCGCCCCACCUGCUCAAGUCCAAGUCCGAGGCCAGCCUGCUCCAGCUGCUGAGCGGGGCGGCCGCCCGCGGGGCACCCCCCGGCCCCAGCCGCAGCUUGUCGGAACUGUGCUUGGCGCCCACCGGCCCCGGCACCAGGACUCAGGGCUCCCCGGGAGCGGAGUCCGGCUGGCACGGCCAGGGGACACGGAGCCCCGACAGCGGCGCCCCGUUGGCGGAGCUAGAGGGUGGAGCCAGCUGCUCAGACGGACUCGGAGGGCUGCCGCGGGGGGCCCUUCCCCGGGCCCAGCCGGAGCCCCCCGCAGGGAUCUCUCCCCAGCACCGGAAGCUGACGCUGGCCCAACUCUACCGCAUCCGAACCACGCUGCUGCUCAACUCCACGCUCACUGCCUCGGAGGUCUGAGCCCGGGUCCCGAGCAGCCCCCCGGGGAGCCCCCGCUGCCACCUUCCGGCCGGAUCGCACUUUGCCAGCGGACGGACGCGGAGGAGGCUCGGCCGCUGACCCCGACCUCUCGGCCCAGCUGGCCGGCCCUGACCCCUCCGCGGGCCGCCAG
Molecule: messenger RNA, 3175 nt
Organism: Sorex fumeus (smoky shrew)
Lineage: Eukaryota; Metazoa; Chordata; Mammalia; Eulipotyphla; Soricidae
Gene: PLEKHG5
Product: pleckstrin homology and RhoGEF domain containing G5
Exons: 20
Coding region: 61-3024 (987 amino acids)
Biological process (GO): endothelial cell migration; Rho protein signal transduction
Cellular component (GO): axon; plasma membrane; endocytic vesicle
Molecular function (GO): guanyl-nucleotide exchange factor activity
Source: RefSeq, a predicted model, not a curated record